AUGUCAUCUCACACUGUCCUUCGUCUCACUGCUCGUGACUCCUGGAAGAGUAUCCAGCAGUUUGAAGAGCCUCGCCCAAUCGUUGGCAAGCACGAAGUCCUUAUCAAAGUCCGGAGCGUUGCCCUCAACUUCAGGGACAUCGCCAUAUCGACUAGCACGUACCCAUUUCCUCUGAAGGACCAGGUGGUUCCAGGAUCCGACGCUGCCGGCGAUGUUAUUGAAGUUGGCGAAGGAGUCGUCGCGUUUGCACCCGGGGAUAAAGUCGUGGCUGCCUUCGAUGCAAUCACGCUGUACGGACCGAUCAAGUCUUGGAACGGUGGAUUGGGUGGUCCAAUGGAUGGUGUCCUGAGAGAGUACAUUACUCUUCCGGCACAAAGCGUGGUGAAAAUCCCGCAGUCGUCUUCUCUCAGCUAUGCUCAGUGGGCUAGUGUUGUCUGCACGGGUGUGACUGCUUGGAAUUCUCUCUUUGGGGAUCUCCCUCUGAAGCUAGGCCAGACUGUUCUUUUCCAGGGUACUGGUGGAGUGUCCAUCACUGGACUUGUGUUAGCCAAAGCAGCGGGUGCGAGAACCAUCAUCACAUCCUCUUCCGAUGACAAGCUGCGCUACGUCAAGGAGAAAUAUCACGCCGAUCACAUUAUCAACUACAAAAAGACUCCCGACUGGGCAAGCGAAGUUCGAAAGAUUACCGACGGUCGUGGUGUCGAUUUCAUUCUCGAGAAUGGCGGCUCCGGCACGAUCCAGCAGUCGCUCAGUGCCAUCGCGUAUGGUGGAAACAUUGCUGUGAUUGGAUUCCUGUCCGUCGCGCCGCAAGGGGAGAUGCCUGAUGUCGCUGGCCUGGCACUGGGCAAGGGAGCUAACAUUCGCGGUAUCAUGAUUGGGUCCAAGGAGAUGCUGGAAGACGCGGUUCGUUUCAUCGGCAACCAUAAUCUGCAAAUUCCAGUCGAGAAGACUUUCAAUUUCAGCCGUGAUGAGGUGGUUGAUGCUUUUGAUUACAUGACUGGGGGUCAGCACAUCGGAAAAUCUGCAUCAACUUUUAGCUGCAGACUUCAAGACUGCCAACUCCAACUGCCGUGGGGAUCAUCG
Penicillium argentinense is the source of this 1083-nucleotide messenger RNA. RefSeq names its product zinc-dependent alcohol dehydrogenase family protein. NCBI's taxonomy places the organism in Eukaryota, Fungi, Ascomycota, Eurotiomycetes, Eurotiales, Aspergillaceae. Gene Ontology annotation, molecular function: oxidoreductase activity. The record is from RefSeq and is a predicted model, not a curated record. The annotation marks the transcript as partial. The transcript is spliced from 2 exons.